AUGUUUCACCGUAUCAAUAUACGGGACAGCGACAUGCAUGCUCAGCGAUUUUUGUGGUGCGAUCACGGUGAUGAUCCUCAGCAACCAAGUAUUUAUGUCAUGCGAGCGUUGACCUUCGGACUGAACUGCGCUCCGUUUAUUGCCCACUACAUACGUGACAAAAACGCCGACCAUUUUGAAAAUGAACUUCCUCGAGCCGUAGAAGCUGUAAAGAAGAACCAUUACGUGGAUGACUUUAUUGACUGUGGAGAUGAUGAACAAUCUGCGUUAGAAUUGGCUCAACAAGUAAAAAAAAUUCAUGGCGCCGCUGGCUUCAAUAUACGUGGCUGGUCUUCAAAUUCCAAAUUUGUCGUGGAGCAGCUCGAAGAAGAUCCUAUGUCAGUUCAAUCCGUCAAAGAAUGGGGUUCAACCACGAAAGUCCUCGGUAUGUUUUGGGACCCUUUAAGCGAUAAUUUUAAAUAUAUUUGUAGAUUUGCGAGACUUCGUCGCGAUGUUAUUAACGAAUCGAUCAUACCAACGAAAAGAGAAGCACUCCAAGUUUUAAUGUCGAUCUUCGACCCUCUUGGAUUUGUUUGCUGCUACACCGUAGGGUUAAAGAUCUUGCUGCAAGAUGUAUGGCGAUCUGGUCUCGCCUGGGACGACCCGCUCCAAGACAAUCUUUUCGACAAAUGGAACCAGUGGAAGUCCAUUAUGCCAUUAAUAACAGCUGCCGGAAUACCUCGAUGUUAUUCACUAUUGCUGAAAGAUGCUGAAGAUGUUCAACUUCACACCUUUGUUGAUGCCGGGGAAAGCGCGUAUGCAGCCGUUUGCUACUUGCGUGUAUCAAAGGGAAACGACGUCACGGUUAGUCUAGUGGCUGGCAAAUCCAAAGUCACACCGCUAAAGCCAUUAUCGAUACCCAGACUAGAGUUGCAGGCGGCGGUAAUUGGGGUGAAGCUGGCGAACAUGGUAAGCAAUACGCAACGUAUUAACAUAAUGUCGAAAUAUUGGUGGACAGACUCAAAAACGGUGCUAAGAUGGAUGCGAAUGGACCCUAAAAACUUCCACCAAUUCGUGAUGCAUAGAAUAGGCGAAAUUCUAGAGGCGUCAAACGUAAGCCAGUGGCGGUGGGUUCCCUCGAGAAAUAAUCCCGCCGAUUUAGCUACAAAAACAACUACACGUCAGUGCUACCAAUUGUGGUUUACCGGCCCAAAUUUUUUAAGGUCGAGCGCAGAAGCUUGGCCGCAGUGCGAAGAGUUAAGCUUAGAGGAGUGCGACGAUUCGGAAAUUAAACAUUAUGUUCUACAUAUGAAAAAGGAACACAUGAACAACCUGAUGCUGAACGUGGAGCACUUUUCCAGCUGGAAACGUUUGUAUCGAGCUGUGGCUACAUUUUUAUUUUGCGUCGACCGAUUACGCUCAGUUGUGCUAGCAAGGCAACGAAAAACAUCCAUCGACUUUGACAUGAUUCAGAAAGCUCAAUGUCUUCUUAUAAGGUAUGCUCAGUCCAGUGAAUAUUGUGAAGAGAUCAGGUGCCUCAAACGCGGUAAGAAUAUUGACAACUCUAGCAAACUCUUUACUUUAAACGUUUACUUAGACACAGAUGGCAUAAUAAGAUGCAAAAGUCGAGUUGAACACUUAAACAACCAUGAAGAUAUUAUAGUGAUGCCUAAUUCUCAUCAUGUCACCUUUUUAAUAGUGCGUUGGGCUCACGAAAAUUUCCAUCACCUGAUGCAUGAGUCUGUAAUCAAUCAAAUUCGUGGUACAUACUUUAUAAAUCGACUGAGGGUGUUGUAUAAAAGAGUGCGCGCAGAGUGUCAAAAAUGUAAAAACCAUAGCUCAAUUCCUCAGCCGCCACAAAUGGCAGCGCUGCCGGCUGCAAGGAUUGCCGCUUUCGAGAGGCCCUUCACGUAUGUAGGUAUCGACUAUUUUGGCCCAUUGCUUGUCAUCGUGGGAAGAAGGCGGGAAAAGAGAUGGGGCGUUCUAUUUACAUGUCUAACGCUUCGCGCUAUACACAUCGAAGUUGCCCACAGCUUAAAUACCAGUUCCUGUAUCAUGGCGAUACGCAACUUUAUAUCACGACGCGGCUAUCCCAGGGAGAUAUUCUCGGACAACGGUACCAAUUUCAAGGCAUCUGAAAAAAUAAUUAGCGAGAGUCUGAAAAAUAUCGAUUUGAAUGGUAUCGCCUCAUCUUUCGACCGAGUAAAAUGGAGAUUUAAUCCACCAAGCACCCCCCAUAUGGAUGGUGCAUGGGAAAGGCUCGUGAGAUCAGUGAAGACUGUGCUUUAUGAAAUACUACCUUCAACAAGUUUCAGCGAUGAAAGCUUGCGAAGUGCAUUGAAUGAAGUAGAAUUUAUCCCGAACGCCCGCCCGCUUACAUUUGUUUCUUUGGAAAAUGGUGACGACGAGGCUCUUACUCCCAACCACUUGCUGAUUGGGUCAUCGGAUGGCUACAGGCCAAUAUGUAGCGACACCGUCAAUCUGCGUCAACGUUGGCAAUUGACCCAACAAUUCGCUGACCGCUUUUGGCAUCGAUGGGUGAAGGAAUAUAUACCGGUCAUCUCUAGACGUACCAAGUGGUUCACAAAACAACGCCCAGUACGUAUUGGCGAUGUCGUGGUAAUUGCAGACCAAGACCUGCCGAGGAACUGCUGGCCGAAAGGCAGAAUUGUAGAUGUGGUAAAAGCGAAGGAUGGCCAAGUUCGGAGCGCUAUGGUAGAAACCAAAUCAGGCAUUCUUCAUCGACCAAUUGCAAAAGUAGCGGUGUUAGAUGUCGGUACCUAG
Anastrepha obliqua is the source of this 2763-nucleotide messenger RNA. RefSeq lists its product as uncharacterized. The record is from RefSeq and is a predicted model, not a curated record. Gene Ontology annotation, molecular function: nucleic acid binding. The coding region runs from base 1 to 2763 and encodes 920 amino acids. The transcript has a single exon. Gene Ontology annotation, biological process: DNA integration. Lineage: Eukaryota; Metazoa; Arthropoda; Insecta; Diptera; Tephritidae.